AUGCGGUCGCUCAGUUCAGUUCAGGCCACUACCAACAUCCCGGCGACCUUGUCCGCGUCCUUCCUCGUGAAGUUGGGAGGCCGAGAGAUUGACCUGGGGCAGCUCGGGUCUGUGGCGGCGGGUAUGCAGUAUGCAGGGUCGUUCCUAUUCAGCGACGAUUGCCACACCGCCAAGCUGGUGUUUGACGGCUUGAAAAUCAUGGCUAGCCAGGCACUGGACCUAACAGUGAAGUUGCCAGACUCAAAGCUGAUGAAUGAAGAGGAUGCAGGGAUACGGGGAGAGGGGAGUCAAACAAAAUCGUCACAUCAGUUUUACACCCAGCUGGCUGAGCAAGUUUUUAGGUGUCCCUACCUGCAGGAAGAGCUGGCGGGGGUUAUUCGCGAUUUUGUGACUGCCCUCGAAACUGUCAACAUCGAGACAUGGAACACCAAGAAAGACGCUGCCGAGCAUAGGGCCAGAGUAGAGUGGCAACGUCGAUGCGGAAACCUUGACGGGAUGCUGGAUUUCAACGCCAUCUACACCAGGUUUUCGUACUGCCUCGAUGGCGUGCACACCUUGGAGGCCUUAGCAGCCGCUUACAACCAGGAGUACACGACACAAUUCCCCUGGUCAAAAAACGCAUGGAGAUUCCCAAGCUACCGGAUCCGUCCAGAGGAACCCAAGGAAGAAGAGCACCCGGACGUGUGUCAGAGCCACGAUCCUCGUAUGCGCGCUUUUUAG
This is a messenger RNA of Gregarina niphandrodes, 720 nucleotides long. RefSeq lists its product as hypothetical. NCBI's taxonomy places the organism in Eukaryota, Apicomplexa, Conoidasida, Eugregarinorida, Gregarinidae. The transcript has a single exon. The coding region runs from base 1 to 720 and encodes 239 amino acids. The record is from RefSeq and is a predicted model, not a curated record.